AUGCACUGACAGAAACUGACCAACAUUAUAUUACGGCUACUCACAAUCGUGUGAGAGAGUCUAACAACAGAGAUCCUAUUGAAUGGGAUCCCUUCUUGCAAAAGUGGGCAGAGUACGUCAUCAACUGCAAGGUAGACUACCCAGGGCCGGUGCAUGCCUACAGCAACUUUCACAGACUAGACCAGGGUGCUCGUGUGUAUACUGUAGUGUAUGACUGGUCGAUUGAGGGCAACAACACAAACGUAGAGCUGGAUCAUGGCUGCCGGACUCCCAAGGACAGAACCAGGUGCAACCAUUACACGAAUAUUAUCCAGCCUACACUGACAUCCAUGGCGUGCGCUGCCAGAGAUUGCAAGGACAACACGCGACAGCUGGUCUGUUUGUACGACAACAGAGAAGAUCGGGAAGCCAGGAAUCCCUUGAGCUCCUUCACUUCCGGCAGCCGUCGGAACCGGCGCACAAACAAACGGAAGCAGAAUGUAUAA
Messenger RNA from Candidula unifasciata, 485 nucleotides. Lineage: Eukaryota; Metazoa; Mollusca; Gastropoda; Stylommatophora; Geomitridae. The record is from the annotation of a GenBank genome assembly.